AUGGAAGAGGCAGAGGACGGGAUUGCUGUGGUGGGAAUCGGGUGCAAUUUUCCAGGAGGGGAAGGUCUUGACAACUUCUGGAGUGUUCUUGUUGAUGGGAGAAACUGCUGUGAACUGAUCCCCAGAGAGAGGUUUGACAUUUCCAGCUGGUAUGACUCCGAUGAAACCAAGCCGGGUAAAUCCCGGACGGCCAAGGCUGCUCUCAUUGAUGGGUUUAAUGAAUUUGACCACAAGUUUUUUGGCAUCAGUGACAGUGAGGUGGAACAAAUGGAUCCACAACAAAAACAGCUCCUUCAGUGUGUUUACAGAGCUUUAGAAAAUGCUGGAAUUCCAAUGGAGAAAGCCAGUGGAACCAGGACAGGAGUGUUUAUUGGCAUGAUGAACAGAGAUUAUGAAACAAACGCAGCACAUGUGCAUCCCAGUGUGAUUAACCAUUGGACUGGAACUGGGCUCGCUAUGAGCAUUGCAGCAAACAGAGUCUCCUACAUCUUUAACUUUACUGGACCUUCACUGUCUAUUGACUCUGCCUGUUCAUCAUCACUUGUUGCCCUUCAUCUUGCCUGCCAGUCCAUUAAACAAGGUGAUAGCGAUAUGGCUGUUUGUGGAGGCGUCAACUGCAUCAUUGAGCCAAGAGUAUUUGUGGCACUCAGCAAAGCCAAGAUGAUCUCACCUGAAGGACUGAGCAAACCUUUUUCCAGCAGAGCAGAUGGUUACGGCAGAGGGGAGGGCUGUGGCGUGGUUCUCCUAAAACCACUGAGAAAGGCGCUUCGAGACCAUGACCACAUCUGGGGCAUCAUCUGCAAAACUGCUGUCAACCAAGACGGACACUCAGUCAUGCCUAUCACCAGACCCUCCAUGACACAACAAGAAGAGCUGCUGCGUAGAAUCUAUUCAGACAAUAAAAUAGAAACUGUCCAGUACAUAGAAGCUCAUGGAACCGGAACGCCAGUUGGAGACUCAGCAGAGGUAAAAAGCAUCUCCAACGUCAUUGCUAAAGCAAGACCUCCUGGUUCAGGGACACUGUGGAUAGGCUCGGUGAAAAGCAACAUCGGACACACCGAAUCUGCAGCCGGAGUGGCCGGACUGAUUAAGGUUCUGCUGAUGAUGAGAUAUGAAACCAUUGUUCCAUCAGUUUUCUACUCAGCUGACACUUCUAGCAUUGAUACAAAGAUCCCGAACAUUAGAAUUCCAAUAAAAAUUGAAAAAUGGAAAUCAUCCACUGCAAGAGUUGCAGGAGUGAACAACUUUGGGUUUGGGGGGACAAAUGCACAUGCCAUAGUCAAACAGCACUUACAGUCAAGAGUUCAACAAAAUAUCAACAAGAACCAGGUGAAAUAUUUUGUCAUGUCAGCAAAUUCCCAAAAAUCCCUUAAAAUGAUGAUUGAGGAUACCAUUAAACAGCUGGAGGCAGAUAACAAAGUUGAUCUAGAUUCUCUGUUGUACACAUCAGCUUGCAGAAGAAGCCAUCAAAAGCAUAAAUACAGAAAAGCCAUUGUAGUCUCAUCAGUAAAUGAUCUUAAAGAGAAGCUAAAGGUCACUGUUGAUGAAAAUGUUAUCCCAAACCUCUUAGCUCCAAGAUUAGUGUUUGUCUUCUGUGGAAAUGGUGUCACUUACCAUGGCAUGUGCAAACAGCUGCUCCAAAGUGAACUUGUAUUUAGAGAAAAGAUCAAAGAAAUUGCACAUCUUUUCCAAACUCGAAGCUCUCUGAACAUCCUGAGCACACUUGAAAGUGACAUUGAAAGCAGUGACUUUAAAAAUCCAGAUGUUGUCCAACCUUUGCUUUUUGCUAUCCAGGUUGGUAUUACCACCCUUCUCAGGUACUGGGGUGUCCAGCCCGAUGCUGUGCUUGGACAUUCUGUUGGUGAAGUUGCUGCUGCUCACUGUUCUGGUCUCUUGUCUCUUGAGGACGCUGUAAAAGUCAUAUACUUCCGCAGCACACUUCAGACCAAAGUCACAGGAGGGAAGAUGCUUGUGAUCAGCAACAUGGCUAUAUCAAAGGUAGCUUCUCUCCUCCCUAAAUACUCUCAAAGAAUUGGUUUUGCUGCUUCCAAUAGCCCACAAUCCUGCACACUCUCAGGUGAUGCAGAUGCAGUUGAUUGCCUUCACAAGGAGUUAAUCAACUUUGCUAACAAUCAGAAUCUGUUCCUCCGUUUACUAGAUAUCUCUACUGCCUACCACAGUCACAUGAUGGAUCCAAUUCUGUCAGAAAUCGAAACAAACAUUGGUUCCUUGCAGGAAAAUGACCUUGACACAGAGUUGUUCUCCACAGUUACAGGGAAGGAGUUCCAGCAAGGAGAUUUUUGCUCAGGUCAAUACUGGGCGAGAAACAUUCGUGAGCCAGUGGCUUUUGAGCAGGCUUUGAAGUCUGCAACAAAAGGAAGGAAAACUGCAGUCUUUGUUGAAAUAGGGCCAAAAAGGGCACUGCAUAGAAAUAUCAUAGAAACCCUGGGAAACAACAUAGCUGUUGUUGCUUCAGUAGAACCUCAGAAAGACCACGUAUCAGCCAUGUCUGUUAUUCCUAAACUGUUUGAGCUGGGCAUUCAGGUGAACUGGAACACUGUCUACAGACGUUACAAGACAACACCAUUGUUCUUCCCAAGGUAUCAUUUUGAUUGCUCCGAUAGAGAUGUUAUCAUCGGAGCAGCCCAGAAUAACAAACCAAGCAGUCAUCCCGUGGUCUAUCAAACCGGAAGUGAAAGCAACAUUUUCAGUUGCAAUCUUAUGUCUGACGCCACUUUUUACUUAAAAGAGCACAAGCACAAUAACAUACCUAUUAUCCCUGGUGCCUUCUAUGCUGAGUUGGGUUUGGCUGCAUUCUUGGCCAGUGCUAAACCAAAAGUGCCCCUCAGUUCAGUGCAAAUCAGUGUCAAUUUUCACAGUCCAUUUGUUCUAACACAAAACUCUCCUGAAAUGAAGGUUCAAUUGGAACAAAGAGAAAACGAGACUAGGUUCACUGUAUUUUCCUCAUCUAUAGUGUAUGCUUCAGGCACAGUGGUUUCAAAGAAAGGGAGGCUGAUCGAAGAGCAGCUCAUUUUAUUAAACUCCAUCUACAAGCGAUGCACUUCUGUUGUGAGUUUUCAGGAGUUUUAUGGGCAUCUUUCUCAAGGAGGUUUCCAGUAUGGGGAUGUAUUUCAGAAUAAGACAGAUGUGCACUAUGGGGAAGAUCUAAAGGAGGCUUUUGCAGCUGUUUCAGUGUCAGAAGUGCUACAGCCUCAUUUGCAUGACUACUACAUCCAUCCUGUUGUAUUGGAUUAUUUGAUGCAGCUUUUCUCUGUUACAGUGGAGCACAUCUUUGCUGGUCAGCCAGGAUUUCCUGCGAAAAUAGGCAGCCUUACAGUGUUUGAACCCUUGCAAAAUGAGAUGAUUAUCUAUCUAAGAGCUAUUGAUGUAGGGACUGAUCACUUUGAGUUUUGUGGCUGCUUUGCAGAUAAGGAAGGCAGGGUGUUGGUUGAGGUGAAGCAUGUGAUAAUCAAGUACCUUGGCAGUCGCUCUCAAGUGGUUGAGGAAUAUUUCUACCAUAAUGAUUUCAGUGUUGUCCUCAAACGUUUUCCUUCCUCUUCUCCUCCAAAGGCUUUGGUUUUCUCUGAUAAUUUGGGGAUCUCGAAAGCUCUGCAACAAUAUUUGGACCCAAAAUCUACACAAGUUUCUUUCAAAUAUGCAAAAACUAUCUUAAGUAAUGGGUUUCAUUUUCUUCUGGCAAAGCUCAACAUCACAAAUAUUAAAGAAAAUUUUGAUGAGGUAUUAUUUUUGUGGAGCAAAGAAGACCUUACAUCACAGGGGGCCAAUAACAUCUUGCAGAAUUUGGCAAGCUGCUGUGAAAUUUUUCGUCAAAUAAUCUUUGAGCUGAAGAAAAUUCAGUUCUCUAAAGCAAUCAGAGCUAUAACUUACCGAUCAUCUGACAUCACUGUGGAUCACAUAAGUCCUGGUUUUGUUCUUACUGGCAUGACAAGAUCAUUUGCUGUAGAGUUACCUGACCUGUCUUUUCAACUAAUUGACAUAAACGAUGUCUCUGCUCAAGACAUUAAAGCUCUGUCUGAGGUCCUGAGAGCAUAUCCUUGCAAUGAGUUCCCAGAGCUGGUGGUAAAGAACGGGCUCAUCUUGAAACCUUCAAUUGUUCGCACCCAUCCAGAAAUCACUGAGACUAAAGAGGGCAGUCACACCUGUCCAACAUCCGAAACUUGCAUCUUUCAGACAACUGAUGCACAUAAGAUAGCUCAUCUGUGUGCCAUUCCCUAUGACAAGGAGAUUAACCCAAUCAGCCACUCAAGUGUUGAAAUUCAAACUAGUAAAAUAUGUGUUCAUUCAUCUGAUUAUUUCCCUAUCAGUUCCUCACAUCACUCAUUUGGCCAGACACUGUACUGGAACAAAUACUCAACUCAGAAGCACAAAUUACUUGCUCUUGACUUCAGCGGCACAGUUACAGCAAUUGGAAAAGAUGUGCGGAAACUGAAAGUUGGAGACCAAGUUGCUGCUUGUUAUCCUGUUGUGUGCGCAACCAAAAUUCAAGUGCCGGAAGAUGUAUGCUACUGCACCAAAAGGUUCCCAUUCCUUCAAAAAACACCCUGUGUUUCUUACUUUGUUCUAGCAUGGGAGAUACUCCAUCGAGCCUUGCCUAAAGCCAAACAAAAUUUAGGGAUCCUUUGCUAUGAUAUUGAUUCUGCUUUGGUGCAAAUAUUGGCUUUAACUGCUUACAAAUCUGGUUGGAAUGUGAUUGUUGGUGCACAAUGCAAUGGCUCUUUUGUAGAUGUCAGUCAAGUAGAUGAAUGUGUCAUUCUACCACCAUUUGAAAAAUCCCUUGCUACUAAAACUUGCAACUUUCCAGGAGUCCGGCAUGUUGUUGUAGUCUGUGAAGCUCAAAUGCAAAGUACGUUGGCUCAGGAAUUGUGCCAAAAUGUAAAGGAAAGUGUUUGUGUACAGACAAUUCAAAUGCAAGUAAUUUUGCAAAAGGGAUACUUGAGAGCACACAGUCCUCACAUUUAUCACUGGCUGAAGUCUCUGCACUUAAGCAAAAAGUUUGCGCUUGAAAGCUUCACCUAUAAGAGUUUGAAACCUGAAAGCGAGAGUCCUGAUUCGGAGAAACCAGCAUCAUAUUUCAGCUCAAAAAAACUUCAAGUGAUAGCUCUGGAAAAAGAACCAUACAGUAGUUUGUCUUAUAUUCCACUUUUGCAAGGAAAAAAACAGCUGUUCAGACAGAAAGCAGUUUACGUUGUGGUCGGUGGUCUUUCUGGGUUGGGUUUUGAAACAGUCAAAUUCAUCUCUCAGAGAGGUGGGGAGUUUGUUGUCAUUCUCUCCAGGAACAAACCAACACCAGAUGUGCAGAAAGAACUACUCAACAUCCAGAAACAGUGUAGAAAUAGCAUUACAAGCAUGGAGUGCGACGUGUCGGUCUCUGAGCAUGUGCACAAAGUUUUCAUUGUCAUCAAGGAGAAAUUCAGUGACUAUCCAAUCAGAGGGGUGUUUCACAGUGCAGUUGUCCUGCACGACGGCCUUAUUGAGACCCUGGACAGAUCGCUUUACGAGAAGGUUUUCAAACCCAAAGUAAGUGGUGUCUUGAAUUUGCACCAUGCAACUCAGCACUGUCAGUUAGACUACUUUGUGUGCUACUCCUCCAUCUCAGCUUUCCUGGGAAAUGUAUCGCAAACAAACUAUGCAGCGGCCAACUCCUUCCUUGACUUGUUCUGUCAGUACAGGCGCAAACUCGGGUUGCCUGGACAGUCAAUCAACUGGGGAGCUCUGAACCUUGGCCUGCUCUUGAACAAAGAGCAUCUUCAUCGCUUCCUGGAAGCAAAGGGUAUGAUGUUGUUAGAUGUGGCUGAGAUUUAUAAAAGCUUGGAGCAGUGCCUCAUGCUCAACCGACCCCAACAGGCUGUCUGCAGGUUUCACUUCAGGAACAUCAGGUACAACAUCCUGUCUCAAAACAAAGCUUUGACCUUGCGCCUUAAAGCAUUAGUCGACAAAGCCUACCAAAACUCCAGAGAAGCCGAUGCGGAGACCAAACAAAUGGAUUUGGUUUCGCCAAAAAAAUAUGUUUUCUCUCUGCUGAGUGAGACCAUCAGCAUUGAUCAAAGUGAGCUGAGUGAAGAGUCCCUUCUUUCAUCACUAGGCAUUGACUCAAUGCAGGCUAUGACUCUGCAAAACCUAAUAUUUCAAGAGAGAGGUGUGAAUGUGCCUCUGAUGAAACUGUUGGAUCCCAAUGCUACAUUAUUAACAGUGAUCACAGAGCUGAGCAAAGCAGCUGAAGGUGGAAAUGUCAGCGAAGACACAAGUGACACAGGUUUUUCAACAAGACUUUAA
Messenger RNA from Nematolebias whitei (Rio pearlfish), 6294 nucleotides. RefSeq names its product probable polyketide synthase 16. The coding region runs from base 1 to 6294 and encodes 2097 amino acids. Gene Ontology annotation, molecular function: 3-oxoacyl-[acyl-carrier-protein] synthase activity; fatty acid synthase activity. The transcript is spliced from 6 exons. Lineage: Eukaryota; Metazoa; Chordata; Actinopteri; Cyprinodontiformes; Rivulidae. Gene Ontology annotation, biological process: fatty acid biosynthetic process. The record is from RefSeq and is a predicted model, not a curated record.